UGAAUCAGCCACACCUCGUAAUCAAGCAGACGGUUUACUGCAGAAUGAGACGUUGGACUCUCUGCUGGCUGACCUUGUCUUUCACGUUUCAUCACAAUGUGGAAACAAAUGAAAGACCUGCGCAAAAAAAUCCCGCAUCUCCAGGUUGUUGUAAAGCGUUAGACAAAUUAAAUUGCAAAAUGCCUUCUGAUCCAGAGCAGAAAGACGCUGAUCAUGCAAGCUGCUGCAUGGAAACCUUCCCGUUACUACUGCAUAACAUUCCCCAUGACGACACUGUCAAAGCCCUCGGAGUCCUACAGAAAGUUCUGGAGGAAACCGAGACGACUAAUUCUACAGCCUUGUACCAGGACAACAUGGUGGCUUUACUGUACAGACCCACUGGUGACUUUAAAGGUCUUCAGAUUGCAGCCAGUGACAAACAGGUAACGAUAGAUUCAGAUGUUCCAAACAGCAAAGUGAGCGUUCAACUUCCAAGUGAGCUCAAUGCUGGACAGAAUAAUACUAUCGUGUUCUGCAUGAUCCAGUUACCUAAUGAGACGGCUCUGGAGCGCUCAGAUGAACUGCAUGACCGUCGGCUUGUCGGCCUGAGUGUCGGUGGCAGGAGCGUUUCAGGACUCCAGGACCGAGUCAGCAUCACCAUAAACACAGAAACAAGCAUACAUAAAACCCUGAAGCCCAAAUGUGUGUUCCUGAACACCACAGAGAAAAAGUUCAGUACUUCAGGCUGUGAGACAAAGUGGGAUCAGAAUCAAAUCAACUGUUCCUGUGAUCAUCUCACAUACUUUGGUGUGCUGAUGGUGUCUGCAGAGUUCUCCCCUAAAGACGAGGCCAUCCUGUCCUACAUUUCCUACAUCGGCUGUGGCAUCUCUCUGACCGCUCUGGUCAUCGCCGUUUUGCUCUUCAUCACACACAGGAAACUGAGAGCAGACGAUUCCAAGAAGAUUCACAUCAGCCUGGCAGUCGCUCUGAUCCUCCUCAACGUUCACUUCCUCCCCAGCCAGGCGGUGGCAGCGUCGUCCUCCACUGAGCUUUGCCGUUAUGUGGCUCUUCUUCUUCACUACUCCCUGCUGGCCUCUUUCACCUGGAUGGCCUUGGAGGGCUUCCACCUCUACCUCCUCCUGGUCAAAGUCUUCAACAUCUAUGUGAGGCGAUACCUGCUGAAACUCAGCGUGGUGGGAUGGGGUCUUCCAGCGGUCAUUGUGACAGUGGUGGUGAUCGUUGACCACAACAUGUACGGCCGAGCCUCACUGGACCAGUCUAGGCCUAAUGAGACCGCAGUAUGCUACAUCACCGAUGACAAGGUGAAGAUGGGAACCACACUGGGACUGUUCGGCAUGGUGUUCGUCGUUAAUGCCGUCAUGUUUGGAGGGAUCGUGAAAUGGCUAAUGUGUGACAAGCUUAACAAACAGACUGCGCCGAGUAAGACAAGCAAAGCUAAGCGAGAACUUUUCACCCUGCUGGUUCUGAUGGUCCUGCUGGGACUCACCUGGGGCCUGAUCUUCUUCUCAUUCGGCCAGCUGACCACUGCUGGCCUCUACGUAUUCUGCAUUAUCAACUCCCUGCAAGGUUUCUUCAUCCUCAUUUAUUUUGUCUUGUCGAUGAAGAAGAUCACAGCGUCAUCCUUCAAGCCGAGCUCGGAAACGUUCAGCACUAAAUCCUGAAGACACCCAGGAAAUGUUUGCAUUAUUUGUAUGACAGUAAUAUCUCAGAUUGUGUUUUUAAAGAAAAUAAUGUGCCAUUGAAAUAAGCUUUGCAGACGAUGAUAUUUUCAAAAAGAUCCAAAAAAAUCCUCAAAACCUUCAUUUAAUAAUACAUCACAGUGUUUUGCACAGAAGUACCUUCAUUUUUUUAAGUCUUCAUAUAAAUAAAUCGUAAUCAGGCUUUA
Xiphophorus couchianus (Monterrey platyfish) is the source of this 1885-nucleotide messenger RNA. RefSeq names its product adhesion G-protein coupled receptor G5-like. The record is from RefSeq and is a predicted model, not a curated record. Gene Ontology annotation, biological process: cell surface receptor signaling pathway; adenylate cyclase-activating G protein-coupled receptor signaling pathway. Gene Ontology annotation, cellular component: plasma membrane. The coding region runs from base 45 to 1661 and encodes 538 amino acids. Gene Ontology annotation, molecular function: G protein-coupled receptor activity. NCBI's taxonomy places the organism in Eukaryota, Metazoa, Chordata, Actinopteri, Cyprinodontiformes, Poeciliidae. The transcript is spliced from 14 exons.